UCAGGACUGGCGAGGCUGGACGCUGCACGUGAAGCCUUGGCAGGCGUGAAGAAUAUCUUUGUAGAAAUUCAGAUGGCGAGUUCUACAGUCCCUUAUCUUUGCAACCCAAUGUUUAGCACGCUCACUCGCAUUAACACUUAUCUUCAAAACAAGAAAACACCACUACAAUGCACAUCAAAAGAUAAUGCGUCCAAAUAUGCUGAUUUGAACCCUAUUUCGAUAAGAUACGGUACCUUUACGCAAGUCGAGGAGCUGAGCCGAGCAGUACAAGCGACCCUUUUUUCAGCUUGGCAGCUACUGAUAAGGUCUCAAGUCUGGUGCAAAUGGUAUAAACCUCGCGCCACACCGCACCAGGCCGGUCCUUGACCUCCCCCCCACAUCGCCCUCCUGGCUUUUCACAACUCUUUGGCCUCCUUGGAGUCGUGGGUUUUCUCAUCAAUAUGUUCAUCGCUGCCGCGUUGAAGUCGGUCCAGACCAAGCUCGGCGUUGAUUUGGGCCAUGCGUUCCUGAUCUGCGCUGACAACGCCGCUAGACCCGAAGAUGAGAUCCAUUUCUUCCAGCGUGAGUUGCUUCGUCUCGGGGACUAUGACAAGAUUAGCAUGAUUCCACCGCAAGAAUUCCAAGAUGACUCCUUACCAAAGAACCAAAUAAAGCCGGCUCCCAAUGUGAUCAACAGUCCGAAAAGGAUAAAGGUGCCGUAUCGGAUGCCGGUGAUCAUGUCCGGAGUGACUUGGCCCACGAUGAAAUUGUUCAUCCAGUUCGAUGAAGCUCCGAGAGCGAUGCCGUAAGGACGAGCCGACAUGGGCCAAAUCUCAGCGACGACGAUCCAUGCACAAGGUCCCCAAGACCAUCCGAAGUGAAUCACAAAGAGCCAAACCAUAGCAAUAGCAGCCCAUCCGGCUCCCUUGUGAGUCGGCCAUUGGUGUUCAUUCUUGGCGAAGAUGAUGGCGAUGAUAAAGUGGCACAAACCCAUUCCCAACGCACCUAGGGCCAGUGCGGGACGUCUCCCAAUCCGGUCAAUGUACAAGAUCGCUGGAAUGGUGGCCAAAAACAUGGCGAUACCAACCACACCGGUGGCCAACAGCGAAGUGGUGUUGGACGACAAGCCGAGGGCGCCAAAGAUCUGGAAGGAUGUUAGCCACGUCUUAAUACAACGCCACUGGAAUCGUUUGUUCUUACCUGAGGAGCAUAGUACAGAACUGCAUUAAUUCCGGUCCAUUGUUGGAAAAACAUGGUGACAGUAGCCACGAUGACGCGGCGGAACAUGGGCAUGGUCCUGAAGAGCGAACCAAUGGCCACGAAUUGCAACUUGAUGAUGUUCAUGGGUGUCAAUGAAGCCAGAUGAGGGAAGUGCGCCUCCACGGUUCUCUUCUCAAAGAUUGACUGGGCCUUGAUUUCGAGGAACUCUAGCUCGAUCAGUUCGUGAUCCACGGGCAUGGAUCUGAGCGUGGCCAGCGUCUUGCGAGCUUCUUGUUCCCGGCCGUGAUGCACGAGCCAUCGAGGUGUGAAUGGCAUGAAGAUCAUUCCAAUCAGCAGGAUGAGGGCAGGGAAGAGCUGAAGGGCCAAAGGGACGAGCCAGGCGGCCUCGGAUUGACCCUGGCCGGUGCCACCGAUAUAGUUGGUUCCAUAGUCCUGAAGAAAGCUGACCAUAAUGCCGAAUUCGAUGGCAAAUUGUUGGACACCAAUAAGCAACCCUCGCAGCUCGGGAGGCGAGCAUUCCGCGACGUACAUUGGAACGAUCAUGGACAACGAGCCUACGCCCAUACCGACCUGAAUACAGCAAUCAGAUUUGGCCCAGAAGCUGCCAAGGCAGUUGUCUAACUCACCACGAAGCGACCGCCCAAGAUGCCAGAAUGUCCGGUCGAUGUUGCUGUACAUUGCACAAUGACCCCGAGGAUGAAGAUCGACGUGUUGACCAAGAUUGCGUAUUUUCUCGAGAUGAGUUCGGCCAAGAACCCAGAGUACAAGGUGCCGAACCAGGCGCCGAGUUCCAAGAUGGAAGUGAGCCAUCCUUUCUUCGUUGUGUUGGUGGUAUAAACUCCCAUGUGGUGAUUGAAGGAUGUCAUGGUCCUAUUUCAUAUUUCCGCGGUCAGCCAAUGCAGAGCAGGAAAGCCUGUCGAGGAUGGACCAGGCCUGAACAGAAUACCACUUACAGGACGCCGCUGAAAACGCCCUGAUUGUAGCCAUAGAGAAGGCCACCGAUGCAAGCGAAACAUGCGAUACCAAAGACGCGGAAGUUCCUCAGUAAGGCCUGCGGACCAGCCUUGCCGGCCAGCUGCAGACGGUGCUGAAGCGCGGCAUCGGUGAAUUGGGAGGGUUUCCUUGCUGUUCCUGCUCCUGCUCCGACGAGGGAGGGUUUCCUUCCAGUUCCGACCAUGUUGACAGGCUCUGGGGAUUAUGGGGAUAUCGGGACUGAAAUUGUAUGCCUCAACUACAAAGACCGGCAAAGAAAGCUGUUCAGGAAGCCGGACGACGACGAUGUUGUAUACUCACCACCCCUGGCAUCAUUAGCAUCUUGCCACGGCUGGCUUCAGGCUAAUUCGAUCCUCCACGACACCACAUGGUAUGGAUGGCAACUCCGGCCUCACCAGGAUAGACGGCUGUGUGGCAGGUAUGUCAUUGGCAGCCUGCCAUGAAUCAUGGUCAGUUGGCCAAAUCAACGGCAAUCACGAUGCCCGGCAACGCUUUGGAUUUGCUUAAUCAGGAAAAGCACGAACAAGCAUCCUGAGGAUCGGCAUAUGGCCGGUGCCAGUGCGGCUUCGAAACGCAAAGCUGGCCGGUUGCCGUGCGCCAAUAGUUGGCGGCGUGUGACCGAAAUUGGAUCACAUCGAGCAAGCGAACGGCAACGUUCAAGUUGUCCAAGUCAGACCCCGGCAUGUUGACUGUGUUCGAUUCGUUCCCAUUUAGUCGACACCACUGCUCGAGCCUUGUGAUGGCCGCUAUGCAAUCAUCCAUCCACCCGGACUGAAGGAUGUGAAUAUCGAAGUGCCGAAGAAUGUUCCACGUAAAACGGCUGAAAGAAAUCUGAGAGGUUGUCCAAAUCUCGCCUGAAUCACGGCUGGGUUUAGUGGGUGAUCAUGAGAGGCUGUGGACCCCCUGUUCCUCCACAUCAUACAGACCGGCUCUGCACAUGUGACGGUGGGUGGGAGUCAACUCUGUACCUUUAGCUUAGGCUAACUGGGGAUCAUUCCACCACCAGUCUUGCAUGACAUGCGCUCGAGGCCUUCUCAAAAUGCCCUGGUUCACAGCUACAGAACAAGAAGCAGUGGCAAGACGAAGUAAGUGGCCAGAACAGACUUUUGUUGCCGUGUGUUGCCGGACACCCGCUCCAACCUCCACAAUUGUCAACUGCCCUGGACGACCCUUGCAUUACUGGUCCCGAACAUUGCUCAGCCGGUGUUGGGUAUAUCGAACAGGGCUAGGCCUGCAUAUCGAUGAGGUUGUUAUGCGUCUCGUAGCUGCAGGAGCAGAACUCUUUCACCUACAGCUACGGAUGUACAUCCACAACUAAACCAGAUGAGGCUGCUCGAAAGCUCACCCGCUAGGGACUCCAGCGUACCCCGACUCGAAAAAUUGCCCUGCUGUGACGUCCUGGGACUUGACUCACAAGUCAACCGUCUCUUCUGCCGGCAAUGGGCCUUUGGACGAUCAUCGAGGCGAAGGCUAUUUUGUUGAAGUAUGCAAUGGACUUCUCCACGAGGUUACUCCCUCGACCUUGUCAAUGGCAGCUUUUAAGCGGAGAAAUAAAAAAUGGUAAGCGCAAGGUGGGUUAAAUGUACAUUGUCCGGUUCGUAUGCAUUGGAGGUUUAAAAAAGCUCCUCGUCCCCAUGAGUGAAACUUCUCCAGGUUGUUGCAGUUGCUAGCUUUUGCCAGUGGUAUCUUUAGGUAUGGCUAUGAUUGCGUUGGGCUUCUUUGCCCUCCUUGCUGCUCCAGCAGCCGCGGAUUUGUUUCCCGACUGUGUCCAUGGACCCCUCUCGAAUAAUACUGUCUGCAACACGAACGCGUCGGUGGCCGACCGGGCAAAAGCGCUAGUUGCUGCCUUGACAAAUGAGGAGAAAUUCAAUCUCACGGGAAACACCUCGCCAGGAGUCCCGCGAUUGGGACUGUACAGUUAUCAAUGGUGGCAGGAGGCAUUGCAUGGCGUCGCCAGCUCUCCUGGUGUGAAUUUCAGCACGUCCGGGGACUUUUCGCAUGCGACGUCGUUCCCGCAACCAAUCUUGAUGAGUGCCGCCUUUGACGACGCGCUGAUCAAUGCGGUGGCUACGGUCGUUAGUACCGAAGCGAGGGCUUUUAAUAACGUGAAUCGCAGUGGAUUGGAUUUCUGGACUCCAAACAUCAAUCCUUACAAGGAUCCACGAUGGGGCAGAGGUCAAGAAACCCCCGGAGAAGACACUUUUCAUUUGAAGUCCUACGUGGCUGCUCUGAUCGAUGGGCUACAAGGCGGUCUAAAUCCGCCCAUCAAAAAGGUGAUUGCCACAUGCAAGCAUUUUGUAGCGUACGACCUGGAAGACUGGAUCACCACAGACAGGUACAACUUUGACGCCAUUGUGUCGACCCAGGAUUUGGCCGAAUAUUAUAUGCAACCGUUCCAGACUUGCGCUCGAGACGCACGCGUAGGAUCCAUCAUGUGCUCGUACAAUGCGAUGAAUGGAGUCCCAACUUGCGCCGACCCGUACAUCCUACAGACUGUCCUGCGAGAGCAUUGGAAUUGGACUGAUGACGGACAAUAUGUCACCUCUGACUGCGAUGCGAUUCAAAACAUCUAUGCGCCGCAUUAUUACGAGCCAACCAGGGAACAAGCGGUAGCCGAUGCUUUGACCGCUGGCACCGAUUUGAACUGCGGAACUUACUACCAAACACAUCUCCCUGCCGCGUUUAGCGAGGGAUUGUUCAAUCAGACGGUCAUUGACCAAACAAUCACGCGGCUGUAUUCUGCUUUGAUCAAACUCGGAUACUUUGACCCGCCCUCGGCGACACCUUACCGGUCGUUGAACUGGUCAGACGUGUCCACCCCAGCCGCAGAAGCGUUGGCACUCAAGGCCGCCGAAGAGGGAAUUGUACUGCUCAAGAACGACGGUCUUCUGCCGCUGUCGUUCCCGACGGACAAAAACACCACAGUUGCCAUCAUCGGCGGUUGGGCCAAUGCCACCACCACAAUGCAGGGCAACUAUUUUGGAAUAGCUCCAUACUUGCACUCGCCACUGUACGCGCUUCAACAACUACCAAACAUCAACGCCGUCUACGGCGGUGGAUUUGGAGUGCCGACGACGGACGGAUGGGACGAAUUGCUAGGCGCAGCAGGAGAAGCCGACUUGAUCAUCAUUGCCGACGGUUUAACCACGUCGGACGAAUCCGAAAGCAACGACCGAUACACCAUCGGGUGGCAGCCAGCGGCGAUCGACAUCAUCAACCAGCUGUCAGGGAUGGGCAAACCAACUGUGUUUCUACAGAUGGGCGACCAACUGGACAACACACCGCUCCUCAACAACCCCAACAUCUCGGCUCUUAUCUGGGGAGGAUAUCCCGGCAUGGCUGGCGGUGAUGCGCUCAUCAAUAUUCUUACUGGCAAAGCUGCUCCUGCAGGCCGUCUACCUGUCACUCAGUACCCGGCCGACUACGUCAACCAGGUCAACAUGACAGACAUGGAGCUCCGACCCAACGCGACCUCGGGCAAUCCUGGGCGCACGUAUAAAUGGUACAACAACGCCGUGCUGCCUUUUGGGUAUGGAUUGCAUUAUACCAACUUUAGCGUCGCUGCUUCUGCCCAAGGUCAGGCACAGACACAAAGCGGGCCAAGUUCGAAUUCCAGUCAAGGUCAAGGAACCUCGUACAACAUUUCGUCUCUUGUCUCGAGCUGCGACCGCUCACAAUAUGCAUAUCUCGACUUAUGUCCGUUUGAAUCGUUCAACGUCAACGUGACCAACACGGGAUCGAAGUUGGCUUCGGACUUUGUCGCUUUGGGCUUCAUCAGCGGGAGCUAUGGGCCCCAACCGUACCCGAUCAAACAACUUGUCGCGUAUCAGCGCUUGUUCAAUAUCAGUGCAGGCGCCUCGGCCACCGCGACUCUGAAUCUGACAUUGGGCAGUCUAGCUCGCCACGACGAGAACGGUAAUGCCGUCUUGUAUCCCGGUGACUAUGGGCUGUUGAUCGAUGUGCCUACGCAGGCGGUCCUGAACUUUACUUUGACGGGAAGUCAGGCCGUCUUGGACGAGUGGCCGCAACCGCCGACUAAGGGGUAAAACCGGACUAGAGUCUAGCGGAGAUUAACUCGAUGACAAGGUUGGCUGUCCUCUGGAUGGGACUAAUGACAUUAAUGGUUGGUUUUGGUUCAUGAGAAGUUGGCAGUUUGGACAAAAGGGAGGAAGACUCUGGAGAUGGUGGACGCUAAUACCUAAGGUAUUUAAAAUACAUCAGGAAUAUACUUGGUACUCUGUACUCAAUACUGUGGUACAGCCCAGUUCUGUCCGAGAAGAACAUGACGUCCAUCGUCUGGUUUCUAUCCAGCACUCGGCGUCCAGCCGCAGCAGCGAGCAGUGGAACCGAGUGACAAUAGGUAUAACUGAAUCGAAAAUGCCCGUCCAGAGAGUGAGAUCGUGCCCUAUAAUGCAGUACAGCGU
This is a messenger RNA of Exophiala dermatitidis NIH/UT8656, 6617 nucleotides long. RefSeq names its product beta-glucosidase. Gene Ontology annotation, biological process: arabinan catabolic process; xylan catabolic process. Gene Ontology annotation, molecular function: alpha-L-arabinofuranosidase activity; xylan 1,4-beta-xylosidase activity. Gene Ontology annotation, cellular component: plant-type cell wall. The transcript is spliced from 7 exons. The record is from RefSeq and is a predicted model, not a curated record. Bases 3888 to 6239 code for a protein of 783 amino acids. Lineage: Eukaryota; Fungi; Ascomycota; Eurotiomycetes; Chaetothyriales; Herpotrichiellaceae.